Messenger RNA from Fonsecaea nubica, 2160 nucleotides. RefSeq lists its product as hypothetical. Gene Ontology annotation, molecular function: metal ion binding; RNA binding. Gene Ontology annotation, cellular component: nucleus. Gene Ontology annotation, biological process: negative regulation of DNA-templated transcription. Lineage: Eukaryota; Fungi; Ascomycota; Eurotiomycetes; Chaetothyriales; Herpotrichiellaceae. The record is from RefSeq and is a predicted model, not a curated record. The transcript has 3 exons. The coding region runs from base 1 to 2160 and encodes 719 amino acids.
AUGAUUUCUGACGAACAUUACGAUCUUUGUCGGCCGGUUCUCGACGAUCCCACGAUAGAGGAGGAGGAUAAGACUGAACGUCUAGAAGAGUUAUUGAGUAAAGUACCCGGUCUGAAGGGAGCAGCCUUGGAAAAUGCCGUCCUUGAUGCCCUAUGGAAACAUCGAAAUGCUCAACGCGGAGAGACUGCCGAGACCCCUCUACGACAUAAUGUCAUUCGCAAGUCAUCUCCUGCUCCCUGGCAGGCCAACCGCGCACCUACACCCCUAGGGUCACCGCCUCCGCUCUCGUCUAGCCCCGCGCUUUCUGCAGGAUUUCCAGCCUCGCGUCCCAGCUUCUCCCGGCAGAAAUCUAAUAUCCCCUCCCCUUUUGUAUCUCCCCGACCUUCACCACGCCUUGCCCUGGUACAACCUAUACCUCACAGUCCGAGCUUGAAUGCCUAUGAGUUUUCUGAUACAGGUCCUGCGCCUGAUACAUACGGAGACUACGGACACGAAAAUGUUGAUUGGCUCCUGGCUGAUGAGUCUACCAGUAAUGCUUCUUCUACAGCCACUGGAGGGUUGAGCGCUGCUGCACCAGAAUGGGUGCCUCAACCAGAUAUGAGUCCCUAUGACAUCUUGCGUUCUGUCCUGGGCGACCGCAAGACAGACGAAGAGAUCGAAGAAGCACUAAACAAGAACUCGUACGAUUUAGGGGCUACCAUUGCCUCCUUACUUGGAACAGACACCGCCGACACGCAGUAUACGGGAGUUCCAUCGUCCGAGAAUAAUGUUCUGGUCGGCAAAUCCAUGGCGGUCAACCAUGCCCGACCUUCCACCCCUGGCCAGCAGAAGAACCCUAUAGUCUGCAAAUACUGGCUGACAUCAGGCUCCUGCCUUCGCGCUGAUUGCCGUUUUGCCCACGACACUAGCGGCUACCUGUGCAAAUACUGGAUGAACGGGAACUGUCUCGCUGGCGAUGCUUGCCAAUUCUCACACGAUCCUGCUCUCCUCAUCAAUCAUCUCACUGUGGGCGAAGGCUCAGUCACUCCGCAGUCUUUUCAGCUGCAGGACCACUACGAACAGUUUCCCUCGCUCACCAACCAGAACAUCAGGAGCACGCUUCAAGCUGGUCUGGCUGCUGGCAACACAUUCAUCCCCGCUAACCAAAAGAACCGUAGUGCUUUGGGUACCCUUGGGUCGGGCUCUCGAUCUCAUUCUCGACCCAAUUCGCGCCAUCAAAAUCGACCGGAGACGCCCUCGUCCCUCUCUAUGGACGACCCCGAAGCGUUUCCGAGUCUAGGCUCUGCAAAACGGGGAUCUAAGCAUCAUGGCCACCGAUCAAGACAUGGUCAUGGAAGUGCAGAGAAGGAAACGCCCUCUUCACUUGCUGAUGUUGUCCGCAUGUCGCCGUCCCCGGCCGCCGGUCAGCAGCGUAAAGGAGAGACAGGGCGCAAGAUCAGAACAUAUGGAGGCUCUGAGAGUGCGGCGGCACGGAAGAUUCCCGAACCUCAGCAUAUCCCGUGGCUCGAGACGGGCUCUCGUGCCAACCAGCAGUAUCUGAAAUAUAGACAAGAGGCUAUCAAGCACGGAAGCAUACGGAAUAAAUUCUUACAAAGCGCAGCACAGGCAUGGAACCGGAACGACGCCCGCGCCGCGAAGGCCCUCUCUCUCCGGGGCCAGGCCGAGAAUGAUGCGAUGCGCAAAGCACACCGCGAAGCUGCGAAGGCUCUUUAUGAAGAGAGAAACAAACAUCUAUCUACUUCUCUCGUCGACGAUGACGAAGAACUUUACAUUGACCUACACGGCCUUCAUCCCGAAGAAGCCAUUGAGUAUCUAGAGAAUAUCCUCCUCACCCAUUCUAAACGAGGCAGAAGAAUCAUCUACGCGAUCACGGGCACAGGCCAUCACUCCAAGAAUGGUAAGGAUAAGGUAGGGAAGGGCGUAAGGAACUGGUUGAAUGAAUGGGGCUACACCUUCCGCGAGUUUAGUGUACCAGGGGAAAGGGGGGGAUACAUCGGUGGGGUCUUGGGCAUUGAUAUCACAAGUCACAGGCGCCAGCCCAUCUCCGCCGAUGAGAAGGGGGACGUGCCCGAAGAAGGGACCUCACCGACGCCCACUGUAGCGACGGCCGUGGGCAGUGGAAAGAUCCAGGUUCUCAAGCGCGAGGAAGUGCCUGCGUGA